Brassica napus (rape) is the source of this 1212-nucleotide messenger RNA. RefSeq names its product protein CHROMOSOME TRANSMISSION FIDELITY 7-like. The transcript has 6 exons. The coding region runs from base 78 to 1112 and encodes 344 amino acids. NCBI's taxonomy places the organism in Eukaryota, Viridiplantae, Streptophyta, Magnoliopsida, Brassicales, Brassicaceae. Gene Ontology annotation, molecular function: protein-lysine-acetyltransferase activity. The record is from RefSeq and is a predicted model, not a curated record. Gene Ontology annotation, cellular component: nucleus; chromatin. Gene Ontology annotation, biological process: mitotic sister chromatid cohesion.
UCUCUGUGCCGCCAAAUUGGGAGAAGAAGAAGAAGAGGAAAGGGACGGACCUAAGCACAAUUGAAUCUCACUAAGCUAUGCAAUCAAAGAUCAAUUCUUUCUUCAAGCCCUCGUCUUCGCCUCCUAUCGCCGCCUCAGUAACACCAGAAACAGACGAUGGUUUAUCCGCCUGGGAGAAUAAUCGGAACGUCAUCGUCAACACCUACGAGCGUCGAUCUCCCAAAGCCGAUAGAAGUGAAGUGCUUAAGGAACCCAUUGGGAAGCCACCGAGGAAAGGACCUUCCUUUGCACCUAAAACACUCAACAAGAAGCGUAGCUAUACUCAAUUCCACUUAGAGUUAGGCCAAUCUGACUUUCUUCUCAGGCAUUGUCCAGAGUGUGGAGCUACGUAUGCUCCUGGAGAUGAGUUGGAUGAGAAGAAUCAUCAAAGCUUUCACAAGGACUAUAUGAACGGAAUCCCUUUUAAGGGUUGGCAGAACGAGAGAGCCUUCACAUCGCCUUCUUUGGACAAGAACCGUGUUGUUAUGGUACUGGAAAAUGAUUCUCAUGCACAUAGGAACAAGGUGCAAGAGGCUGUGAAGAUGAUGGAGGUUGUGCUAGGUGAGGAUUGGAUUCUUCACAGACAUUGUAAGGUUUAUCUGUUUGUCUCCUCUCAGAGGAUCUCUGGAUGUCUAGUUGCAGAACCAAUCAAGGAAGCAUUUAAGAUCAUAUCUCCUCUUGAUGAUAAAAGACAGUUAAAGAAAGAGAGAUCAUCGCCUUCAACCACCAUUCAUUUCGGAGACAUUGUGUUGCAAAGAGAAGUAUCAAAAAGAUGUCCAGAAUCAGAUGAUAGAUUAGACAACAGAGCCAUUGUAUGUGAAGAAGAAGCUAAACCGGCUGUUUGUGGAGUUAGAGCUAUUUGGGUCUCACCUUCCCACAGAAGAAAAGGCUUAGCUACACAGUUGCUCGAUACAGCGAGGGAAAGCUUUAGCAAUGGGUGCGUUUUGGAGAAAUCUCAGUUGGCGUUUUCACAACCAAGCUCUUUGGGAAGAGCUUUUGGAUUUAAUUAUUUUGGAACUUCUUCUUUCUUAGUUUACAAAGCCCAACUAUCUGUACCAGGCCCAAUACUUUAGGAAGGCCCAACUAAAAGCAUAUUGACUUCCUAUCAUCUAGCAUAUUUUAUUUGUUAGGAGUUGCUAAAAGAUGCACAAUAAAAUCCCUCCAUUUUUAUUA